This is a messenger RNA of Ustilaginoidea virens, 4623 nucleotides long. RefSeq lists its product as uncharacterized. Gene Ontology annotation, biological process: telomere capping; regulation of telomere maintenance via telomerase. The record is from RefSeq and is a predicted model, not a curated record. Gene Ontology annotation, cellular component: nuclear telomere cap complex; chromosome, telomeric region. The transcript has a single exon. NCBI's taxonomy places the organism in Eukaryota, Fungi, Ascomycota, Sordariomycetes, Hypocreales, Clavicipitaceae. Gene Ontology annotation, molecular function: G-rich strand telomeric DNA binding; telomerase inhibitor activity. Bases 1 to 4623 code for a protein of 1540 amino acids.
AUGGCUUCUCGACCGCCGAUGGAGGAGACGCCCUCCGAUGCUGCUGCGCCGACACCCAUCGCUCAGCUGCGUCCCGACAUUGACCAUCCCGAGUCUCGCGUGGUGGACGGAGUGGUGACCAUCACCUGGCCCUACAGCAUCGUCACGCAAUCCAUCGCCUUCAUCCUUGCCGACCAUGACGUCCUGCUGCGACGCAACCGUGGCCAGCUCCGAGUCGAGUUUCGCGGCGCGUCAGGCCAAGCCCUCGCCGGCGCGAAUCUCGGCGGUGGCGACGAGGUUCGAAUCAGUCUAGACGGGGCUCGGUGGAGCGAAUGCAACAUGGCCGCCGGCUUGCCUGCCGGAUCCCUGCAGUGGCAGCUGAAUUUCACCGGCCGUCUGCUUCUGAAAAUCCGCAAGCUUGGGUCUUUGGAAACCGAGUGCCUCGACAUCAGCUCAGACGCCGGACCCGAAGAACCAUCAGAACCAUCAGAACCAUCAGUAGCAGCUCCGGUCCCGCACUCCACGCCACCCCUCGGGGCUGUGCAGAUCGACCCAAGGCCCCUUGACGCGACGUCGGUUCCAUCCCAACCUCCAUCGAACGUCGUGUCGAAACGAUUGGCCUCCAGCGUAUUCGAGGCAGACGAAUACCCCUCGCCGGCUUUCCUGAAACGGGCAAGAGUCUCGUACGGAUCGCUCUUUGAAGAUGGGGCAGAUCUCUUUGGAGACGAUGACGUGAAGCAAAACAAGACCAGGCAAAAGUCUCGUUUAAGCAUGGCCAAUGCUGUUUGGAGAUAUAGCAGCAGGACACCGAGUCCAGAAGCCCAGCCGCAGCCCCGGUCGGAAAGCCCAAGAGUUGAAGAUGCAGCCAGCCAAAACGCCAUCAGGAUUCCCCCCCCUGCUGCAACAGCGCCAGCGUCGAAACUGUCCGCCAUGGUCGAUGAGGGCUGCCAAACAACGCAAGGUCUGCCUUUUGAUGCCUCCCUUUCCGUUUGGGCUUCUAGGGAGCCCCAUUUUACGGACUCGACCGCACAUGAACCACCCCUUGCGGCCAACGGGACCCGUGCUGAGCAGGGAACAGGCAUGCAAACUCCAUCUAGAACCCUCUUCGGCCCUCUGCAGGCGCCGCCACGCGAGUCUGGAUCAAUGCAAGAAUCGCCGCCGUCUUCUCACGAUAUGGCGGCACACCCCGGUCAUCACAGUUUCGGCUAUGAAUUACCAACUGUACAAGCCAGCGGACAUGGAGUGCCCCCAACUGCAGCAGCUUCGAUGAUUACUUCGGCGCCAAUCCUCGAAGCGCCUGCUGCGCCAACUUACCCAAGCAUAGGCUUCCCAGAACAUAUUUAUCCAGAACUUGAUGCACAUCAUGACCCGAAUUUGCAGUUUCUUGAUAUCGAUGACACAAACCACAUGCCUCGAACCAUUCCUCACCCAACUCCAGUACUGUCGCGCGAAAUGAACCAGAUGAACUCUAUAGCGUCUACUAGACACCCAUUUACAGAAGACCCGAUGAUGGUAGAAAGCUCUCCUCCUCCGGAGAAGCAGUUCAACCAAGAGCAAGCAAGCUCGUCACUGGAUUUCCAAGCCAAGGGCGCUGCUGACGAGGAGGUGCGAUCGACAAACGUCGUCGCCCGUGAAGAUGAGGAAGGGGAAGGGGAAGAAGAACAAGGGAGUGAGAUGGAAGAAACAAGGUCAAGUGACAGGCUUUAUUCAAGCUCUUAUGACGAUGGCGGUGACCUACAAGGCGAAGACUACGAUUUGCGAAAUUACGCCGAUACUCGGGAUGACGAUGAAUUGGAGUCGGAUUCAGAAGAGUGGUCCGAAGCGGACGAAAGCGAUGUAGAGAAGCAGGCCAUGGAACCUGGUGAAGAACAGGACGAAGCCGACGACGAAGCAUUGCGAUAUGAAGAUCCGAUUGGCGAACAAGCGCCGCCAAAAGGAGGUGAAGAGGGCGAAAGCUACGAGGACGAAGAAGAGCAAGGCUCCACAGAUGUUGACCAUGAUGAAUCAGCACAUGGCCAUGAGCAACAAGAGGAAGUCUACGAAUUUAUUGCAAGCAGACCCUCAGCAGGAAUGGACAAAGAGCUUCCCUUGUCCGCAAAUGAAGAACCAGUUUGUGAAGACCAAUAUGAUGAAGAAGGCUAUGACGAAGGUGACUUUGAUGGUGAAGACGAAUACGAUGAUGGCGAGGAAUACGAGCAGGAGAAUCAAAGAGAGGCGCCCUCGCUGCCAUGUGCACCCAAAGAGCCAGUUUUCAUCAGCCUGUUAUCUGAUUCGGAGGAAGAAGACGAAGCAGGAGCAGGAGCAGUAGCAGCACAUGGAGACCCGGGAGAGGGGCCAAUAGAUGAAGAUGACGAGCGAGCUGAAGCGGGAGAAGAAGAACAAGACGGGGAGGAGGAAGAUGAAGAGAGCGAGCAAGAGAAAGUGGGAGCAGGCGAGCGAGACGAGCGAGACGGGGAGGGGGAAGAUGGUGAAGAAGAAGAGCAAGAGGGAGAGGACGAGGUCGAGGUCGAGGAAGAGCGAGGUGAAGCAGAAGAAGGCGAAGAAGAAGAGUCUGAAGAAGAAGAAGAAGAAGAAGAAGAGGUUGUCGAAGACGAAGAAGAGGUUGUCAAAGACGAAGAAGAGGUUGUCGAAGACGAAGAAGAAGAGGUCGACGAGGACGAGGACGAGGACGAGAGUGAAGACGGAGGAAAUCAAGGUCUGGACGCUGAAUCGCUCGACGAAAAGUCGGCCAACGAGGAACCAUUUACCCAAGACGGCGGCAUCAUACGAAGAAACGCACAGGAGGAACAGAGGCUAGCCAGCCACGACGAGCGGCCAGCUGCUGAACGGUCGGAGACCGCAGCCCAUGAUGCUGGUGACCUCGUCAGCGAGCAACCAAUCGCCGACGUGCAAGGCAAGGACCAUGAGGUCAACAAAGCACGCAGCGAUGUGGAUGCCAUGGAAACGGAGGACGAGGCACAAUGCCAGCCGGCCGAACAAGCCAUCAUCGCCAGGAACGAUGUGGGCCGGGACUCUACGGUCAAGGAAAUCAUGCAGCAUGUCACGACGGAAGACGAGCAAGGGGUGGCCGUGGCGUCUCCGGCGCCGGAUCACGGCAUGGACGAAGAAGCCGAGAGCAGUGCAAGCGCGUCUCAGGUGCAGACGGCAUCCGCCAAGGAGAGCUUUGACGUCGACAUGAUGGACGCCCUGCCGGCCGGUGAGGGGGAGAAGCUGGCGGGUGCCAGCGGCGAGGAGACGGCCGAGGCGGAGGCACAGUCACGGCCAGCAUGCGAGAAUGAUGCUGCUUCGGAUGGAAACCGCGAGCUGACGGCUCGAUCGGAUACCCAACCGUUUCGCAAGGCCCGAUCGCUUGACGGCGAACAUGACGACGAGACGGACGACGAGACGGAUGACGACGCCGCGGCGGGAGACCAAAUCCUGAACGAACUCAGGGAGUAUCAAUCCCUCAUAGUCCAAGAUGCCAAAGACGGCAGCGAAGCCGCCGGUGGCCGGGCGGAAGAGCAAGCACCGGAGCCGGUGGAAGAAUCAUCGCAGGAACCCGACUUUCUCAUCACCGUCAUGUCGCUCCGCAGCCACUGCCAGUCUCAUCGCAAGUCCCGCUCGGGCGACGGCGAAUCUCCGAGCCCGCAACCCGGCGACCCCAGCUUGCUCCUCGCCCAAGCUCACGCCCAAGCCCAAGCCCAAGCCCAAGCCAGCCCUCCAGCACAAGCUGCCGGGCCUUCCGAACCACCAGAGGCUGUUGCCGAGUCUGUGCCCGAACCCGUGGUUGAACGAACCUCGCCGGCCAUGCUGCGUGUCGCUCGCGGCACCAAGCCCGAGCAGCUCGACCCGAGCAUUCCCCUCGCCAAAGCGUCCAUUGAGACGGGCGCAAAAGCGGGCGAGCCUGCGACGCCUACGGUCCGCGUCACGCGCAGCAUGACGGAACACUCGGAGCGGUCGGAUACGCAAAGGACGGCCUCCCCUAUCGCUAUUGAAACCCGAGCCUCUAGACGACUAGCCACUCCCGAAACUCGGCCUCCUCAGAGCCAGCGAGACGAGCGUGGCGAGCGCGAUUUCGCCCUGCAGUCACCAUCAUCCGUCUGCGGCUCCUUCACCGAAGACGAGUCCCUGGCUGCCCUUCGGAGACAGUUGACGAAGCAUGUUCGGACCAAGCUACCUGAUUUCCUGUGCCUCCGGUCCCUGCGGACUUGUCUCAACAAAACGGCCGACAUCCUGGCCGUCGCCACGUCCACACCUCCGCAGCCCCAUCGACCCAAGCACGGCCCCCGAGACUACAUGCUCGAGCUGACGCUUACAGACCCGUCCUCCGCCCCGUCCGGCAUCAGCGUCGGCCACGUGUUCAGACCUCACCAGGCUUCACUGCCUGUCGUCCGCAUGGGAGACGUGGUGCUUCUCCGCAGGGUACAGGUAGUUUCGGUGAAAGGACGAGGGUUUGGGGUCCGCGUGACCGACGCAUCAGCGUGGGCAGUUUUUGAGCAAGGCGAUGAGGAGAUGCUCCCGCAAAUCAAGGGUCCUCCUGUGGAAGUGGCCGCUGAGGAGGUUGAGUACGCGGCAGGGUUGCGCAAAUGGUGGGCUGCGCUAGACGACAAGGCCCUGGCGAGGAUUGAGAAGGCUACGCGAAAGCUUCACGCAGGUCAAGAGUGA